Molecule: messenger RNA, 3004 nt
Organism: Sardina pilchardus (European sardine)
Lineage: Eukaryota; Metazoa; Chordata; Actinopteri; Clupeiformes; Clupeidae
Product: zinc finger protein 135
Exons: 4
Coding region: 593-3004 (803 amino acids)
Source: RefSeq, a predicted model, not a curated record
UCUUUUGACCCUCAGCUGUUAAAAUGAGACUGAUCUUGUUCAAAUGAGCCAUACGUAUUGUAUGAAUUCACAACAUCAGUUAUUAUGUAUGUUAACAAUGACUUUUCCCAAGCUGAACAUAACACUGUGAAUUGCUGGAGGUUAUGAUUGUUGUAUGAUUGCCCCUUCUACCCAUAGAUGAACCUCAAUACUACUUGAAUUUUUAAUCUCAAACGGUUUCUGCUAAGAGGCACAUCUCCUCCUAGACUGUAGGUGUCAGUACACACUAACAUCUUGCAGCCAACUCUCGAUUGAGAAAAGGAGCAACACCAUAGAUAAGAGGAAUACCAGUGCGGUAGUGCCAUGGGUUGUUGGAUUGAUGUUUUGUGAGGUUUAAACUUGCUUCUGAGACUCUCUUAACCAUUAUUUCGCAUUGCAACAAUCGGCGGUGCAUCUGUUUUCGCAGGUGUGCAUCGGAACCAUAUUAUGCGUGUUAAGCUUGUUAUCUGUCUACGUAGACGUAGGCUAACAUUAAUGAGUGAGGUAAUGAUCAACAUUGGAUGAAGGCUAACGUUAGCUCCUUGAACCAUCAAAUCAUUAUAUUUACUCAGUCAUGGCAUCUGAAUUUACCAUAGACAUCCAGCUCACAGAGUUGGGUUUCCAUCAUAUUCCUGUAUUCAAUGAGGAGUUACCCAAAAAAGAGACAUCACAAAACAAUGCUUCCUGCGAUCCACCAAAUCCCCCAGCACCUCCAAUAUCACCUCCCGAACCUUCAGAAUCACCUCCCGAACCUUUGGAAUCACCUCCAGAACUGUUAGACUCAUGUCCAGCAACUUCAAAAUCACCUCCAGCACCAACUAAACCACCUCCAUCAACUUCAAAAUCACCUCCAGCAACUUCUAAUUCAAGUCCUCCAUCAACUUCAAAAUCACCUCCAGCACCUUCUAAACCAACUCCUUCAGUGAUGAAUUCUCCUAAAACAAUUCCUCCUGUAACACAUCCUCCUAUUGACCACCGUCUGCUUUGCAUGGUUAAGCAGAAUAUACAUACUCUUCCCAAGAAUUUGCCUGUGGCCAUAAUGCCCAAGAGUUUGCCUCCGGCCAUAAUGCCCAAGAGUUUGCCUGUAGCCAUAGUGCCCCAAAGUGGCCUGUGGUCACUGCCUUCUCAAUCUACCCAUGUCAUGGUGGCGAAUAUUCAGCCUCAGUCUCCCCAAUGUUUAACAGUAAUCAACAAUGGCAUAGUUCCUGCAAAAGACAGUUCUACUGAGUCAAACACUAAAAAGGAGUCUAAGCUGUCAGAGACUAAAAAGGAGUCUAAGCUGUCAGACACUAAAAAGAAUUCUAAGCUGUCAAACACUGGAAAGGAUCCGGAUCUUCCAACCGAUGUUGUAGUCACAAAACAAGCAUUGGCUCUGGGAGACAAAAAGGAUGAUGAUGGCAAAUCAGUAGGCACUGAAAAGACAGCCUUUGUGAUUCGCUAUACGAAUGAUGAGCAAAGCAGUGCAGAAAAGACCGACACUACACAGGAGGUUGUGCCUGAGAAAGAUGGGGCUACAUCCCAGAAUGAUGCAAAUGUCAGUAAGAGUAAGGAAAAAAACACUGCUCAGGAUGAGAGUGAUGACAGUGAGGUGUCUGAGGUGGAGGAGGAAGAGGAGGAGGAAGAGGAUAAUGACAAUGAGGAUGAUGGCCUGUUAUUUGCUCCAGAUGCGGCAGGAGAACACAACUGCAGCGUGUGUCAUCAGACCUUCAUCAACGGCUUCCUCCUCCGCGAACACAUGCACCUUCACACGGGCGUGCGUCCCUACCGCUGCGCCGAGUGCGACAAGCAGUUUUGCCACCUGGCCAACUACCGCGCUCACCUGCGCACCCACGCCCAAGCCGUGGCCAUCCGCUGCCGCGUGUGCCAGGCCAGCUUCGAGACGGAGGAGAGGCUUCAGCAGCACCUGGAGUGCACGCACUUCGAGAAGGAGUUCUACCAGUGCGACUACUGCAAGCGCAUCUUCACGUGCAUGAACGACUGCCUGCUGCACGUGCAGAAGCACAAGAGCGAGCUGGUGCAGCCGCAGUGCGCCAAGUGCGGCCGCCGCUUCCGGCACGAGAAGCACCUGCGGCGCCACACGCUGAAGCACGCGUGCCAGCGCUCCUACGUCUGCUCGGACUGCGGCCAGAGCUUCCGCAAGAAGAUCGCGCUGCUGCGCCACAGCUUCUCGCACCUGGGCAUGCUGCCGUACACGUGCACGCACUGCAGGACCCACUUCCGGCUGGCCAGCGUCUACCGCAAGCACAAGUGCAAGCCCGAGACCAUCCAGUGCGUGGCGUGCCUGUCCACGUUCGACAGCCACAGGGACUUCGAGGAGCACAAGCGGGCGACCGGCUGCUGGGGCUACCAGGGGGCCCAGGGCCGCACGCUCCUGCAGCAGCAGCAGAAGCAACGCGACGAGAUCCGCUGCAUGGAGUGCGGCCAGACGUUCGCCACGGCCGACGAGCUGAAGAAGCACGCCGGCUCCCACCAGAGGGUGCUCAAGUGCGCCGAGUGCGGGAUGGGCUUCCGCUCCUCGCUGAUGCUCAUGUCGCACAUGGGCGGCCACGCGGGUCAGCGGCCUUGUCUCUGUCAGAAGUGCGGCCUGGGGUUUCCGCACCAACAAGGCUACGACCUCCACCUCAAGGACUGUGGGGUCAUGCCGCCUCCAAAGGUGAGCUACUUUUUACUGCUGUUUCUGAUCAAUGUGGAAGUGGACCUCAGGGAUGAACACAGAGAUGAGGGGGAGGGGGAGGGGGAACCGCACGAGUGUGUGACCUGUGGCAAGAUCAUUGAGGACGGUGACCUGAUUGAGCACUACAUGGAGCACGCAGUGCAAGGUGACCAAGACCUGGCCAAAAGCCCCACUCUUCCCCCAUCCCCCUCUGGGUCUCUGUUGUCGUCAUCCUCCGCCUCUUACUCACCCUCCGCUUCAGGGUUCUCGUCCCCCAACCGAACCCCUCCAGCCAGUCCGCCCAGUAAGAGAUUACGGUCCAGUGUUAAAUAG